AUGUGGCUUUUUGCAGGGGGGCUUCUGCUCGGGUAUUUACGGCGCGCGGCGGUCCCAGCAGAAGUUCAAGCAGACUGCUUGCGGUUCGCUCCCGGGCUCGCAGCUGCAGCGCCGGGCACGGGGCGCGGAGCGAGCCUCACCCGCCCGGCCAUGGGCUGCACAUGCAGCACGACCGGCCGCUGCCAAGCCAGGAGCAAGAAACGACUAAGAGCUCGGCAGCCAAAGGCGCAGGCUUCCCAGGAGCUGACGGCCGUGAAGACAGAGAAUCAUGUCAUCGCAGCUCCCUUGCACGAGGAUGUGGAGACGACGAAGGCCCUGCUGCUGGAGGAGCAGAAGAGGGAGAUUGGGAGGCUGCUACAAGGACAUCAGGAGGAAACGGAGAGGCUGAAGGAAGCCCACCAGGCAGAGACCCAGAGACUGACCCAAGACGUUAAAAUCCAGGUGGAAAAGGAAAGAGAUUUCGAGCUUAACAAGCAGCUCUCCAAGCAGUUGGACACACUGAACAGAGAGCAUGAAGAGAACCUCCGAGAAGUCCAGAGGGCCCAUGACCAGGAGAUGCUGCUCUUAAGGGAAUCCUACCAAACGGCCCAGUCUUCCUUACAGGAGACGAUUGACAGGUUAAACUCCCAGCUGAAAUCCUUCCAGGAGAAAAUGAAACGGGUGGAGGAAUCGAUCUUGAGCAGAGACUAUAAGAAACAUAUUCAGGAUUAUGGGAGCCCCAGCCACUUCUGGGAGCAAGAACUGGAGAGUCUGCAUUUUGUCAUAGAGAUGAAGAACGAACGCAUCCAUGACCUGGACAAGAAGCUGCUGAACUUGGAAACAGUGAUGGAGAGGAACCUGCUUCUGGAGGAGAAAGUGAAAACCCUUCAGCAGGAGAACGAGGAUCUGCACGUUCAGACACAGAACCACUUGACAAUGACAAGGCAACUGUCUGACAAGCUCCUGGUGGUUCGGGAGGCCCUGGACAAGGAGUCCCAGCUGCGGGAGCAGGCGCACCGGGAGAAGGAAGAGCUGCUGUACAGGGUCCUGAACGGUGACUCUUCCCCCACCUUCCCCAUCCCCUCCAGUGAGGUGCCACUCAUCGCCACGUAGCGCUCUGGGAAGCGGCGACGGAGGCUGCUGGGAUGAGGACGCAAGCGAGGGGCACCAGAGACUCUUCCACCCCUCGUUUUAGCCCUUCCUUUUAUUGCACAGGCCCAGAGCUGCUGUCAUGGGGACUCUGGCCGGUAGAAGAGGAGUUCCUCAGACUUCCAACCUUGGGACGGCCGCCCUCUAAGUGGACAGUGCAGUAUUUCUCGGGACCUUUUCAAAGUGCUUUUACCCCUCCUGUGUGUCCCCCGUCUGACUCUGAACAUGGGGGAGCUUACGAGACACCCCAGAACCUAGACCCGUGCAGCGCGAGGUGUCCUAGCUGCCCCUGGCUUCACAUCUCAGUCAGUAGCGGUGGUUACAAGGGGACCCAAGGGCUCUCCGGUGCAUUUGGGGUGGGGAAGAAGAGGUCUGUUUCCCGCACUGGUUUGCCCAGGGGAAUCCGAACCGGAGCCCUGCAUCGGAACAGCCUCCUCUUUUGGGGAAGUUUGGAUCAGGCUCCAGGGCUGAAGUUCGCCACUCGGGUCCAGCUCUAACCAGAACCAAAGAGAAGGAUGCUCGUCUCAGAUGGAGCUGUUGAAAACAGCACCUAGCUGAGUCCAGCAUCAGCCCCCGCGGGGCGGCUUUGUGGUGUACACAGGCACGCAGCGGGUCAGGCGAGCCCUAAGCGUCUCUCUCUGGUAUUCUUCGAGAACAACCCUGCAAGGAAAGUUUUGAGAGUCUCGGAGCUGGAAAGUGCUGCUCUGUGUGACCCAGGCUCAGGGUUGUCACGGGCAGAAGACGGUGCCCUCUGCUGGCCAAGAAGCAACACCGGCUUCGGAAGAAGCAGCAAGCCUGCUGUUCCCAGCUGGAGAAACGGCUCCCAUGGCCUGUAGCAGGCACCCAAAGUGGUGCCCGAGGCGGCAAAGAGGGGGAAUGUCUGCUGGGCCGGGUGAGGAUGGGGCAAGGUAACGCAGUGGGCAAGAGGUGGACAGAGCUGGUCUCUCCCUGGUGCACUCACUGCCCGGGCUUUCUGGGAGCAGAUGGUUCCAGCUCCAUAGGGUGGCACAUGGACCCCUAUGGAAACUGCAUAGCAGUGGCAACCAGAGCUGGACCAGUGAGCGCCUUCAGCAGGAGUUUGGGGAACAGCAGAGGGGAAGAGGGAUUGUAGCAAACAUGCCCCCGUCUCAGAAAUCCCAGCCCUGCCUGCGGAUGGAUCAUGUGGUCCAGUAGCGCCUCUGGGGCGGAGAUGGGGGGGGGGGGGGCAGAGCACUGCCUCCCAGGGCUUCCCUCCCUGGAAUCUCCCCUCCUCAGGGGCUGCCGCAGGUGCCUGUCCCCUUCUGCAACUCCUCUUCACAGUCCUCCAAGCUUCAGUCCAAAUCCCCCUUAGACUUUGCUGUCACUGCCUCCUGCUUCCUCCUGGCUCAGGACAACAGUCCUAUUGCCCCAGGCUUCCUCCUGGGCCAGCACCUUCUAGUUCUGGCUCUGGCCUCCUCUCUGCCCUUAGCCCAAGAGAAGACAGUCCUAGGUCUACCUCUCUCCUGGGUCUCCUCCCUGGCCUUUCUUUCUGCUCUGCUCCUUCCCUUAUGAAGGCCCAGCUCCAGUUACAUCUAACACCCCUCCAGGUGCCACCCAGUGGCCUAACAGGGCUCAGGCUGAGUUAACCAAGCUGGAGGUUUAUACCCCAUCACAGCGGCGCCAGAUCUCCUCUUACGCUUGGGCUCCUUGACAUCACUCUGGCAGGGUAAAAGGGCCCAAAAGAAGGCACAAAUGUAAUUUAUUCCCCCUUUAAGACUCCUUUCCACUUGCCAGUGUGGUGUCAAGGAGCCUUUUUGUAAAUAUGACUCUGGCCCCUUGACGUCAUAUUGGAUUCACUCUGUACAAAGAGCCCCUGAUGCCUCCCGGUCGUUCGCAAAGUAUUGUCCGCUGCACUCUACACUCACCCCCCCUCUCUCUUGUAGCUCCAGGACACUUCCUGGAAAAGAAUCUUGGUUCCUUGCGAGCUCACCUGCUCCUGUUGUUUACUCCCCUUGUGAACCUUUUAAUUCUCCCCACCAUCGCUGUGGAAAUGACGGUGAUCCUGGAAGAACUCACAAUGGCUGCGAACAGGCGGCUGUGCACGCCGAAAACCCCACGCUCACUUCACACCGGAGUCAUGGAAACCGGGCACCUUGUCCACGCAGGGCCCAUACACCACCGAACUCUGAAAAUUCUCAACCAGUGAGCUCCGAUGCCUCCAGCUCCUAUUGUCCUGUUUGUCAAGUGGGAAGAGUUUGUUCCCAGUUUGUUCUCGCAACCUGACGGCCAGGCUGGGCAGACCCAGCCCUGUCGGCCUGGCCGAGAUUUACCUGGGAGAAUGGCUGUUUCUUUGGUGAGAGUUUGGCCCACGCGGAAAUUUUGUCAUCAUUUCUGUGCUAGCCGGCAGGGCUUGGAGAGUCACGCGAUUCCGUUCAGCCCACUAAGCGACCUGGGCAAUUUGGAAAUUUGCUUCAGGUGAAAAUUGGCCAUUUUCCCAAAGAAGGGUCACUAUUUUCACACUGAAAUGAGGUUUUUCUGUGUCUGGGAGCUGCCUGUUUCCACGGGGGGGG
Messenger RNA from Malaclemys terrapin pileata, 3656 nucleotides. It is a transcript of the gene CCDC69, whose product is annotated as coiled-coil domain containing 69. Bases 1 to 1092 code for a protein of 363 amino acids. NCBI's taxonomy places the organism in Eukaryota, Metazoa, Chordata, Testudines, Emydidae. The record is from RefSeq and is a predicted model, not a curated record. Gene Ontology annotation, cellular component: nucleus; cytoplasm. The transcript has 9 exons. Gene Ontology annotation, molecular function: microtubule binding.